This is a messenger RNA of Drosophila novamexicana, 1558 nucleotides long. Its product is annotated as prolyl 4-hydroxylase subunit alpha-1. Bases 1 to 1479 code for a protein of 492 amino acids. Gene Ontology annotation, cellular component: endoplasmic reticulum. NCBI's taxonomy places the organism in Eukaryota, Metazoa, Arthropoda, Insecta, Diptera, Drosophilidae. Gene Ontology annotation, molecular function: protein binding; procollagen-proline 4-dioxygenase activity. The record is from RefSeq and is a predicted model, not a curated record. The transcript is spliced from 6 exons.
AUGCAAAUGCCGGCAGCAGUCCGAUUGCUGUGGCUGCUUUGGCUAGCUUUAAUGUGGCCAAGAGCAGCUGCGAGUGGCAGCAGUGAAGAGCACUUGCGUGAGCUGCUGACCACAGAAACCUUGCUCAUCGAUGCGCUGCGAGAUUAUAUAGAUGCUCUGGAUAAACAGUUGGUGGUUAUCAAGAGCGAAACUGCGGCUAUAGAGCAGAUACAUCAGCUGGUGGGCAACCGGGUGGAGCAGCAUAUGGGCAAUCCACUAAAUGUGCUCACCAUACUGAAGCGUUUCCAGAGCGUGUGGCCUCUGCUCGAGCAGCAAGCGAAUGCCACGCAUAAUCUGGCCAACAAUUUGCCAGAUUAUGAGUUGGACCUGCCGCUGCCCAGCGAGGAGGACUACGAGACGGCUCUGCUAAAUCUGCUGCGCCUGCAAUCAGUCUAUGACCUGAAGCCGGCCACUCUCUCCCUGGGCAUGGUACAUGGCCUUAAGCUGGGCUCGGCCAUGACCUGGAGCGACUGUCUCGAAAUGGCGCGUAAUUCGGAUCGAAACGGCGACUACGCCGUAGCCAAGUAUUGGCUGGAGACGGCGCUGGGAAAACUGCCAGCUGAGAACAAUGCGACAAACUCGGUCGGUGAGCAGGAGCGCGGCAAAGUCCAAAUACUGGAGGCAUCUCUCAAUAUGGAUUAUCGCGCAGGUGAAUUUUUCAACGCACUCACAACGGCCAAAGAGCUGCUGCUCCUGCGGCCCGCCAGCCAAAAUGUGAAAAAGGCGAAGGCCAAGAUUGAACGAGCCAUAAAUGGAAGUCCAGCGAAAUAUCUGCCAAACAAGAAGUCCAGGGCAAAGGUAAAAUCACUCACAAAAUCCGUUGAGCAGCUGAUUGUUGACGAUCUCUGUCGUUCUGCCUCGCAACAGCCCAUAACAGGCAGCCGCUUCACAGAGUGUCGCCAAGAUAUAUCAAAUCUGCGUAUGCUGCGCCUGGAGCAACUUAGUGAGGAUCCUCUGAUCAUGCUGUAUCAUGAUGUGCUCAACUCGCAGCAGACUGACCAGCUAAUUAGUAUGCUGGAUGAAGUGCCGCGACUGCAAGAGUCAAAGACAGCCGCCUUUGAGCCGCUUAAAUUCACUAAUCUUGCACAGAAAAGGUUGCGUGGCAUUCAUAAUCAACUGGGCAUGGCCGGUGCUGAGCCAGAGCUGUGGCAGGCACGUCGUCAUAGUCACGAGCACGUGACGCAACCAGAGGAGCCAGCCAGCACAUCGGGGCAUGUGGCACGUGCGCUGCUCAAUCUUCAAGAGGCCAGAUUGGGCGGCGCCGUUGUCUUUCCACAGUUGGAGCUCAGCGUCUGUGUCCCACGGGGCUCUCUGCUCUACUGGAGCGUACGCAGCGUAAGCGAGUUUUCAGCUACGUCCAGGUCGGAUUACCGUAGUCGCCAGCUUGUCUGUCCGGUGCUCCUGGGCGCACAAUUAUCGGCUUGGACGGAGCUCAGUUGAAGCCUGUCAGACGAUCCUUCAGAGGUUGAAAAUAUGACUGCAUGAUUUGCCUUUUAAUCUUUCGCUAAUUGUCACAAAC